Molecule: messenger RNA, 1467 nt
Organism: Parasteatoda tepidariorum (common house spider)
Lineage: Eukaryota; Metazoa; Arthropoda; Arachnida; Araneae; Theridiidae
Product: serpin B6
Molecular function (GO): serine-type endopeptidase inhibitor activity
Source: RefSeq, a predicted model, not a curated record
AAAAAAUUAAAUUUUAUCUAUGUAGCUAUAUGGUUUUUCGAAACCAUAUAUAUACAUCGAAUUCAUAGUUACUUAUUCACAUACUUGGUUUGCAUAGUGUUGCUUGCCAGUGGUCGGUCUGUGAACAAUUAGAAGUCUAUAAAAAGCAAAUCGAGAAGAUGAAGCUGCAUAUUUUCGGAUUUCUCUUGCUGUUCUUCCUUUUUAACGCUUCAAUCAAUUCUGCAGAAGAGACGAAACAUGAUAUAAAAGUAAAAGUUAAUGCAUUAGCAGAAGCUAACAAUUAUUUAGCACUCAAACUUUACAAGCAGUUAUCAAAUGGAUAUACUAAAAACAUCUUCUUUUCCCCACUGAGCUUGUCUAUGGCAUUUGGAAUGCUUUUCCAUGGGGCAAGAAAUAAUACAAUGGAAGUCCUUAGGAAUGCAUUGGGCUACGAAGCAGCGGGCUUAAAUUCUGAUGAAGUAUCAGAUUUGUUUUAUCAUCUUUUAGAAGAAGAACUCCCUCCUGCUGAUACUAAAAAUCCUGCAUACCUAUUGGAAAUUGCCAAUCAAAUACUAAUCAAAGAUGGAUUACAUUUAAAUGAGGCGUUUAAAGAAGAAUUAAAUAAUCUUUUCCACGCACCAAUUGAAGAAGUGAAUUUUGGGAAGGAUUCUUCUGAAAUAAUAAAAAGCGUCAAUCAAUGGGUCGAUGAAAAAACUCACGGUAAAAUCACGAACCUGCUUCAGCAGCUUGAUCCAGGAACUGCUCUUCUCCUUCUGAAUGCUGUUUAUUUUAAGGGUAACUGGGAAAAACAAUUUAACCCAAAAGUUACAAAUGACCAAUCAUUUUUCAAUGAUGGCGUGGAGGCAAAUGCUAAGCCAGUUCCUUUCAUGCACAUGACAGAUGUAUUUAAAUAUGCCUCAACUGGUGACGCACAAGUAAUCGAGCUACCAUACGAAGGAAACAACAUAAGUAUGAUGGUUUUACUACCUAAAAAGCUUGAUGGAUUAUUGGCCGUAGAAGAGAAUUUAACUUAUGAAAAAAUAGCCUCUGUACGAAAGCAGCUUUCUAAGAUAAAAGUUGUUCUUUCGCUUCCAAAAUUCAAGGUUGAUUAUUCACGAGACAUGACUGGUGAUUUUAAGGCUGUUGGCGCAGGUGAGGCUUUUGACCCUUCGAAAGCCAAUUUCACGGGUAUUGCUGAUGCAGGUCUAUAUGUCAGCCAGGUUAUACACAAAGCAGCUGUUGAAGUAAAUGAAGAAGGAAGUGAAGCAGCUGCUGCGACGGCUGUUAUUAUGCCUAUGAUGGCAAGACCCAUGCCUCUACCUCCUGUCAUGGUGUUCAACGCAAACCACCCAUUUCUAUUUGCAAUUAUGGACAACAGGAAUGAAAUGAUUAUGUUUGCAGGCCGUGUCAAUGAGUUAUAAAGUAUUCAUUGCGAAAAAUAUGCAAUUAAUCAAUGUAACAUUAUUAAAUAAAAAAUAUUUAUUUUUA